AUGACUAUCUCACAUCACUAUCUCACAGUACCACGCAAACUAUCACUAUCACCUUCCGUGUUCUUCCGCGUUGCGAUCACUUCUUCCGUGUUGAGAUGACCUCUUCCGUGUUGAGAGCACUUCUUCCGUGUUGAGAUCACUCCUUCCGCGUUGCGAUCAUUUCUUCCGUGUUGAGAUCACCUCUUCCGUGUUGCGAUCACUUCUUCCGUGUUGAGAUGACCUCUUCCGUGUUGAGAGCACUUCUUCCGUGUUGAGAUCACUCCUUCCGCGUUGCGAUCAUUUCUUCCGUGUUGAGAUCACCUCUUCCGUGUUGCGAUCACUUCUUCCGUGUUGAGAUGACCUCUUCCGUGUUGAGAGCACUUCUUCCGUGUUGAGAUCACUCCUUCCGCGUUGCGAUCAUUUCUUCCGUGUUGAGAUCACCUCUUCCGUGUUGCGAUCACUUCUUCCGUGUUGAGAUGACCUCUUCCGUGUUGAGAGCACUUCUUCCGUGUUGAGAUCACUCCUUCCGCGUUGCGAUCAUUUCUUCCGUGUUGAGAUCACCUCUUCCGUGUUGCGAUCACUUCUUCCGUGUUGAGAUGACCUCUUCCGUGUUGAGAGCACUUCUUCCGUGUUGAGAUCACUCCUUCCGCGUUGCGAUCAUUUCUUCCGUGUUGAGAUCACCUCUUCCGUGUUGCGAUCACUUCUUCCGUGUUGAGAUGACCUCUUCCGUGUUGAGAGCACUUCUUCCGUGUUGAGAUCACUCCUUCCGCGUUGCGAUCAUUUCUUCCGUGUUGAGAUCACCUCUUCCGUGUUGCGAUCACUUCUUCCGUGUUGAGAUGACCUCUUCCGUGUUGAGAGCACUUCUUCCGUGUUGAGAUCACUCCUUCCGCGUUGCGAUCAUUUCUUCCGUGUUGAGAUCACCUCUUCCGUGUUGCGAUCACUUCUUCCGUGUUGAGAUGACCUCUUCCGUGUUGAGAGCACUUCUUCCGUGUUGAGAUCACUCCUUCCGCGUUGCGAUCAUUUCUUCCGUGUUGAGAUCACCUCUUCCGUGUUGCGAUCACUUCUUCCGUGUUGAGAUGACCUCUUCCGUGUUGAGAGCACUUCUUCCGUGUUGAGAUCACUCCUUCCGCGUUGCGAUCAUUUCUUCCGUGUUGAGAUCACCUCUUCCGUGUUGCGAUCACUUCUUCCGUGUUGAGAUGACCUCUUCCGUGUUGAGAGCACUUCUUCCGUGUUGAGAUCACUCCUUCCGCGUUGCGAUCAUUUCUUCCGUGUUGAGAUCACCUCUUCCGUGUUGCGAUCACUUCUUCCGUGUUGAGAUGACCUCUUCCGUGUUGAGAGCACUUCUUCCGUGUUGAGAUCACUCCUUCCGCGUUGCGAUCAUUUCUUCCGUGUUGAGAUCACCUCUUCCGUGUUGCGAUCACUUCUUCCGUGUUGAGAUGACCUCUUCCGUGUUGAGAGCACUUCUUCCGUGUUGAGAUCACUCCUUCCGCGUUGCGAUCAUUUCUUCCGUGUUGAGAUCACUCCUUCCGUGUUGAGAGCACUUCUUCCGUGUUGAGAUGACCUCUUCCGUGUUGAGAGCACUUCUUCCGCGUUGAGAUCGCUCACGUACUAUCCAACAGAAGUAGUUAUCAGUGCCUAAGAGAAGUCCUCCUAAGAGUUGCUUCAAAGGCUGUCAAAAUCGGCUGCUGCUGCUGCAAAGUCAGCACUGUAAGUAGAUCUUCUCCUAGGAAUGUAAUCGUAUUCAAUAAUAACCUAGAUGGGAUGAAUGUAAUCAUAUUCAAAUAUUUUUGACAGUUGAGUGACUUGCUGUUAGAGUGUUUUUUUUAGAAGAUCUUCAUUAAACUACUCCGUCCGAGGGGAACAAACUUCUGCGGUAGUAUGACUAGCAUGAAUUAUACAGUCGUUGUAGGCCAAACGAGGGGACAACCCUUUUUGUAUCCGAUGUUAUUUUGAAGAGAGAACGAUGCACAAAGUCAAUGUUACAACUAUGCAAGAUAAUGAUAAAAUAUUGAAGGCAAGAAUGAUGAACCAACGAUAAAGAGGCCCUUUGUUGUAGUUAACUGGAAAGCGAGCACUAGACGAGCACUACUUUCAACAUUUUCGAUUUUUUCUUCGUUCCGAAAUGAGCUUGUAGUAUCACUUGUGGAUUUGAUAUUUCUAAGGCUGGUUAUUAUUACACAUGAACUACAAACAGCAUGUUGAACUUGAGAUUUCAUACAGAGAUAUUAAUUCGUUGUUCAUGCAGCUCACUGAUUCAUUGAUUCAUUGAUUCAUUUUUUGGCGGAUGUCGCUUGCGUAGAGGAACGGACUGCAGCAUCUUCACACUCACAAGGGAUC
This is a messenger RNA of Amoebophrya sp. A25, 2316 nucleotides long. NCBI's taxonomy places the organism in Eukaryota, Dinophyceae, Syndiniales, Amoebophryaceae. The record is from the annotation of a GenBank genome assembly.